CGUCACGCUUACGCUUUUUCCAUCUUGCAGUGAGAAGGAGGAAGCGUGGUAGUUUCCGACUUUGACAGUGCGCAACAGCACUGUUUGUUCUUUGAAUCAACUACGUUUACUCCGCUCAGUGCUGUCGAAACCAUGUCGGCCCUUUUCGCCCGCCGACACGAGGCCCACUCUGCCGGUAGCUCUUUAAGGACCCGGCUCUUCGCUACUUCUGCGUUGCUGCCAAUCUUUUCGGGUCCUUCGCUAUCAUCAUUCACCACCUCUUUUGCAGUUGCGAAAACCGUUCAACAGCGUCGAGCGCAGAAACACGCGUCCGCAGCCGCAGCUACCGCCGACGACCCACGCACGCCCUACUACGGGAUCUACAGUAGCGGCGGCGGUGCGAUCUACGUCACCGCAGCAGACAAGGACACCCAGGGGAACAGCAAAGAAAACACGGAUAAGACGGUGUUUCCGGAAAAAGCAGGAGAGCUGGAUUCCACAAAGGAUAUGUGGGUGUGGCUAGGAGCCGGGGGCGGGAGCAGUUGGGCGCUUCACGACACAAUUUACGGAAUUUCGUUCGAAAAUGGCGGGAAGCUGCUGAAAGGUAUAGAAGAAAUUGAACAAAAUCGCUCAUGUUGGUUCUCCAUUUCCAUGUGAACUACCCGGCAAACUCAUGGCAUGAGUAGCUUAUCGAACCAAAUCUCUCCUUUCACUCAAGGUCAAACCGGCGACUUGCAGCGCGACCCCACCGAUGAAACGAAACAGCACAGCAUGCAGGCCCACGGGGAUCUGAGUGUGACGCUGAAGGACGACGGCAGUGCCGAAAUGGACAUUGGCGGCACGGGUUUUGGGGAAAAAUGGGUGAAGGCCGCACCCGCGGCGGGAACCAGUACCGGUUCACUUGCAGCGUCAUCUUCAGAAAAGCAAACGGGGCAACGAACGAAACCCGUCACCGCGGCAGCUUCAACCACUUCUUGCGACCAGAAUCCGCUAGUUGUUUUCGCCAUGGGCUGCUUUUGGUGUGCGGAGGAGGCAAUGCGGGAAGUUUUCAGCUCCGAUCCGUGUGUCGCUUCCACCAUCAAAUCGGGCCUGGUGGGGCCAACGCCGGCAGGCGGGGGCGAAGUUACGUACGCGAACCAUUUGUCGCUGCCGGAAAAGUAUUUUAGUAUUUAUUUGCGAAUAUUGACUGGUGUUUGCUUUCGCUGGUGUUUGCUUUCGCUGGUGUUUGCUUUCGCAGCUAUGCUUUGAGUUGCAUAACGGGUUGCCUAAGAUUGAAUGUCACAUCCGAGCGCACCCGCACCUACUGCAAGACUCCCCCUGCCAUGAUGAGUUUCCUCCUUCCAUCACAGGUACAUCGAAGCGGUCCAGUUCCGCACCUCCACCCCUUACACGCCCGACGUCCUGUACGCUUUCUGGACCAACAUCGACCCCCUCGACGGCUCCGGCCAGUUCCAGAACAAGGGCGAAUCCUACGUCAGCGGCGUGUACGCGCAGUCAGCAGAACAAAAAACCGCGGCCGAAACUUCGCUCGGCCAGGUCGCGACCGCUAUCAAAUGCAAAAAUGCCUGGGUCUGGAAGAGUGCAAGUUUGUCAUGCUUGUCUGGCAUGACUCGAGAAUCUGUGUUCCAUAGGCACGAAAAAGCCCUCUUAUCUGUCAUGCAAAAACGCAGUUUGCCAUGCGGAAUACGUAAGACAUGGUAGCCAAAAUACAAUUUGUCAUGCAUAGCUGCGUAUUGCAGUGCGUCUAUCAUUCACUUUUAGCAUUACAAGUUUCCAGACAUAUUUGCAAUCCAUAACCGCGCUUUCAAAGCAACCCGCCGACAUCAAAACCUUCAUCGUCGAGAUGGCCUCGACCGACAAGUUCCACCCGGUCGAAGCCUUAUGCACUGCAAAAAUGUCUGGGUCUGGAAGAAUCCAAACUUGGCAUGCAAAUUCUGGACUACGCAAGAAUUUGUGUUGCAUGAAAGCCAAAAGCUGUCCACUUUUCGCUAUGCAAAUAGGAAGUUUCUCAUGCAGAAUAGGCAUCGGGAGACCUGAACAAAACUUGUAUUGCUCUUGCGCGCAUUCCAGAGCAUCUGUAUGAUCCAAAAGAUGCAUGACAAACUUGCAAAACCUUGUUCCAGACCCAGACAUAUUUGCACUUGAUAAGCCUCGCAGCAGAACUACUUCGGCCAGAACCCGGACCAGAAGCCCGGCCAGGAGGCGCCGCGGACGAUGAGGCUGAACGAGCUGUGGACGCAGGGGGUUACGGACGCACUGAAGUCGGCGAUGGGAAUGACCACUACGUCUGCAGGGGUUGCGUUGCGCGGAAACAAGACCACCGGUGGUGGUCCACUACUAGAAGCGACUGUGGACAUCGACAGCGCGGCGCGUGGGGCCGAGGAUGCUGUGGCGGAAGCGACGCCGGAAAGCGCAUUUCUCUCCUGUCCGGGAUGCAGCGGCGCGGAAAAGCCCGAACAAAAACCCGCGACGGCGACAGCAGCUGCGGCGAAAGAUGAGCACUCUUCGACCAAUCAUGCCGACACCGUGGUGAUGUCGUGAAGCAGGUUUUUCGGGGAUUUGUGACGCGGAACGAAAAGAGAGGGAGUAAACGAAAAAAAAUUUGUUCGACAAAUUCGUGUUGAACUCAGUUUCAGUAGCAGUUGCCAGAUAUUGACUUCAUUCUGACCUUUUCUGUUGUUAUUGACAGGACGCUGACGCAGCACGCCUUAUAUAUGUUGCGCGGUAGUUUGACCGUAAGUCUGACGUUCAAGUUUCAGGAUGCUGGAGCCCCCUGCCACCUAUGUUUGAUGUAUGCUUUGAGAAGAGAGCAUCAGAAUACGAAGUAGUAGACUUAAUAAAUUGAACCAUUGUAUACUUGCUGCGAGGGGGAGGGCAUCGGUAUCCUUAUUGCGAGGGCAUCGGAAAUAUCGGACUCCGAUGCCACCAGCCGAACAACAACAAUCGAAAUUAAUGUACAGAAAACUAGAUGGGGCACGAGGAUAACCAAAGGAAACUACGGCACUAUUCUUGUACAGAUGAAAAGAACCUCCCCGCCAUUGGAUGUAAGUAGACAUAGAAAGCUUUGCUUCUAUCUCAAAGGGUGAGAAUUCGACGCGAUUCUGGACUACCCCC
Messenger RNA from Amoebophrya sp. A120, 3093 nucleotides. Lineage: Eukaryota; Dinophyceae; Syndiniales; Amoebophryaceae. The record is from the annotation of a GenBank genome assembly.